Molecule: messenger RNA, 7613 nt
Organism: Zea mays
Lineage: Eukaryota; Viridiplantae; Streptophyta; Magnoliopsida; Poales; Poaceae
Product: ATP synthase subunit a, chloroplastic
Exons: 1
Coding region: 5849-6592 (247 amino acids)
Biological process (GO): proton motive force-driven ATP synthesis
Molecular function (GO): proton transmembrane transporter activity
Source: RefSeq, a predicted model, not a curated record
GGGUACUUAUGUAUGGCAGAACGGGCCAACCUGGUCUUUCAUAAUAAAGAGAUAGACGGAACUGCUAUGAAACGGCUUAUUAGCAGAUUAAUAGAUCAUUUCGGAAUGGGAUAUACAUCCCAUAUACUGGAUCAAAUAAAGACUCUGGGCUUCCAUCAAGCCACUACUACAUCGAUUUCUUUAGGAAUCGAGGAUCUUUUAACAAUACCCUCUAAAGGAUGGUUAGUCCAAGACGCGGAACAACAGAGUUUUCUUUUGGAGAAACACUAUUAUUAUGGAGCUAUACACGCGGUAGAAAAAUUACGCCAAUCCGUUGAGAUAUGGUAUGCUACAAGUGAAUAUUUGAAACAAGAAAUGAAUUCGAAUUUUCGAAUAACGGAUCCUUCUAAUCCAGUCUAUCUAAUGUCUUUUUCAGGAGCCAGAGGAAAUGCAUCUCAGGUACACCAAUUAGUAGGUAUGAGAGGGUUAAUGGCGGAUCCUCAAGGACAAAUGAUUGAUUUACCUAUUCAAAGCAAUUUACGCGAGGGACUUUCUUUGACAGAAUAUAUAAUUUCCUGCUACGGAGCCCGAAAAGGGGUUGUAGAUACUGCUGUACGAACAGCGGAUGCUGGCUAUCUUACACGUAGACUUGUUGAAGUAGUUCAACAUAUUAUUGUGCGUAGAAGAGAUUGUGGUACUAUCCAAGGUAUUUCUGUGAGUCCUCAAAAUGGGAUGACGGAAAAACUUUUUGUCCAAACACUAAUUGGUCGUGUAUUAGCAGACGAUAUAUAUAUUGGUUCACGAUGCAUUGCUUCUCGAAAUCAAGAUAUUGGAAUUGGAUUAGUCAAUCGAUUCAUAACUGCCUUUCGAGCACAACCGUUUCGAGCACAACCAAUAUAUAUUAGAACCCCCUUUACUUGCCGGAGCACAUCUUGGAUCUGUCAAUUAUGUUAUGGGCGGAGUCCCACUCAUGGGGAUCUGGUCGAAUUGGGGGAAGCUGUAGGUAUUAUUGCGGGUCAAUCAAUUGGGGAGCCGGGGACUCAAUUAACAUUAAGAACUUUUCAUACUGGUGGAGUAUUCACAGGGGGUACUGCCGACCUUAUACGAUCCCCCUCGAAUGGAAAAAUCCAAUUCAAUGAGGAUUUGGUUCACCCCACACGUACCCGUCAUGGGCAGCCUGCUUUUCUAUGCUAUAUAGACUUGCAUGUAACUAUUCAGAGUCAGGAUAUUCUACAUAGUGUGAAUAUUCCGUUAAAAAGCUUGAUUCUAGUGCAAAAUGAUCAAUAUGUAGAAUCUGAACAAGUAAUUGCGGAGAUUCGUGCCGGAACGUCCACUUUGCAUUUUAAAGAAAAGGUACAAAAGCAUAUUUAUUCCGAAUCAGACGGGGAAAUGCACUGGAGUACUGAUGUUUACCAUGCGCCCGAAUAUCAAUAUGGUAAUCUUCGUCGAUUACCAAAAACAAGCCAUUUAUGGAUAUUGUCAGUAAGUAUGUGCAGAUCCAGUAUAGCAUCUUUUUCGCUGCACAAGGAUCAAGAUCAAAUGAAUACUUAUUCUUUUUCUGUUGAUGGAAGAUAUAUCUUUGACUUCUCAAUGGCUAAUGAUCAAGUAAGCCAUAGACUGUUGGAUACUUUUGGUAAAAAAGAUAGAGAAAUUCUUGAUUAUUUAACGCCAGAUCGAAUCGUGUUCAACGGUCAUUGGAAUUGUUUCUAUCCUUCCAUUCUUCAAGAUAAUUCAGAUUUGUUGGCGAAAAAGCGAAGAAAUAGGCUCGUCGUUCCAUUACAAUAUCAUCAAGAACAAGAAAAAGAGCGAAUAUCCUGUUUGGGUAUUUCAAUGGAAAUACCCUUUAUGGGUGUUUUACGUAGAAAUACUAUUUUUGCUUAUUUUGACGAUCCACGAUACAGAAAAGAUAAAAGGGGUUCAGGAAUUGUUAAAUUUAGAUAUAGGACCCUGGAGGAAGAAUAUCGGACCCAAGAGGAAGAGUAUAGGACUCGAGAGGAAGAAUAUCGGACUCGAGAGGAAGACUCAGAAGACGAAUAUGAGAGCCCAGAGAACAAAUAUAGGACCCGAGAGGGAGAGGGCGAAUAUAAAAUCCUAGAAGACGAAUAUAGGACUCUAGAGGACGAAUAUGAAACCCUAGAAGAUGAAUAUGGGAUCCUAGAGGACGAAUAUAGGACUCUAGAGAAAGACUCAGAGGAAGAAUAUGGGAGCCUAGAGAACAAAUAUAGGACUCGAGAGGGAGAGGGCGAAUAUGAAAUCCUAGAGGAAGAAUCAGAAGAAGAAUAUGGGAGCUCUGAAGAUGGCUCAGAGAAGGAAUAUGGGACUUUAGAAGAAGACUCAGAAGAAGACUCAGAGGAAGACUCAGAAGACGAAUAUGGGAGCCCGGAGGAAGAUUCUAUCUUAAAAAAAGAGGGUUUUAUUGAGCAUCGAGGAACAAAAGAAUUUAGUCUAAAAUACCAAAAAGAAGUAGAUCGGUUUUUUUUCAUUCUUCAAGAACUGCAUAUCUUGCCGAGAUCCUCAUCCCUAAAGGUACUUGACAAUAGUAUUAUUGGAGUCGAUACACAACUCACAAAAAAUACAAGAAGUCGACUAGGUGGAUUGGUCCGAGUGAAGAGAAAAAAAAGCCAUACAGAACUCAAAAUCUUUUCCGGAGAUAUUCAUUUUCCUGAAGAGGCGGAUAAGAUAUUAGGUGGCAGUUUGAUACCACCAGAAAGAGAAAAAAAAGAUUCUAAGGAAUCAAAAAAAAGGAAAAAUUGGGUUUAUGUUCAACGGAAAAAAUUUCUCAAAAGCAAGGAAAAGUAUUUUGUUUCGGUUCGACCUGCAGUCGCAUAUGAAAUGGACGAAGGGAUAAAUUUAGCAACACUUUUCCCGCAGGAUCUCCUGCAAGAAGAGGAUAAUCUCCAACUUCGACUUGUCAAUUUUAUUUCUCAUGAAAAUAGCAAGUUAACUCAAAGAAUUUAUCACACGAAUAGUCAAUUCGUUCGAACUUGCUUAGUAGUGAAUUGGGAACAAGAAGAAAAAGAGGGAGCUCGUGCUUCUCUUGUUGAGGUAAAAACAAAUGAUCUAAUUCGCGAUUUCCUAAGAAUUGAGUUAGUCAAGUCUACUAUUUUGUAUACACGAAGAAGGUAUGAUAGGACAAGUGUAGGAUUGAUUCCCAAUAAUAGGUUAGAUCGCAACAAUACCAAUUCCUUUUAUUCCAAGGCGAAGAUUCAAUCACUUAGCCAACAUCAAGAAGUUAUUGGCACCUUGUUGAAUCGAAAUAAAGAAUAUCCAUCUUUGAUGAUUUUGUUGGCAUCCAACUGUUCUCGAAUUGGUUUAUUCAAGAAUUCUAAAUAUCCCAAUGCGGUAAAAGAAUCGAAUCCUAGAAUUCCUAUUCGAGAUAUUUUUGGGCUCUUAGGCGUUAUUGUACCUAGUAUAUCGAAUUUUUCUUCAUCUUACUAUUUAUUAACGCAUAAUCAGAUCUUGUUAAAAAAAUACUUGUUCCUUGACAAUUUGAAACAAACCUUACAAGUACUUCAAGGACUUAAAUACUCUUUAAUAGACGAAAAUAAAAGGAUUUCGAAUUUUGACAGUAACAUCAUGUUGGAGCCAUUCCAUUUGAAUUGGCACUUUCUCCAUCAUGACUCAUGGGAAGAGACAUUGGCAAUAAUUCACCUUGGACAAUUUAUUUGUGAAAAUUUAUGUCUAUUUAAAUUACACAUAAAAAAAUCUGGUCAAAUUUUCAUUGUUAAUAUGGACUCCUUUGUUCUAAGAGCAGCUAAGCCUUAUUUGGCCACUAUAGGAGCAACUGUUCAUGGUCAUUAUGGAAAAAUCCUUUACAAAGGAGAUAGGUUAGUUACGUUUAUAUAUGAAAAAUCGAGAUCCAGUGAUAUAACGCAAGGUCUUCCAAAAGUAGAACAAAUCUUCGAAGCGCGUUCAAUUGAUUCACUAUCGCCGAAUCUCGAAAGGAGAAUUGAGGAUUGGAAUGAACGUAUACCAAGAAUUCUUGGGGUUCCCUGGGGAUUCUUGAUUGGAGCUGAGCUAACCAUAGCCCAAAGUCGUAUCUCUUUGGUUAAUAAGAUCCAAAAGGUUUAUCGAUCCCAAGGGGUACAGAUCCAUAAUAGACAUAUAGAGAUUAUUAUACGCCAAGUAACAUCAAAAGUAAGGGUUUCCGAAGAUGGAAUGUCUAAUGUUUUUUUACCUGGGGAAUUAAUAGGACUAUUGCGAGCGGAACGAGCAGGGCGGGCUUUAGAUGAAUCGAUCUAUUAUCGGGCAAUCUUAUUGGGAAUAACAAGGGCUUCCCUGAAUACCCAAAGUUUCAUAUCUGAAGCAAGUUUUCAAGAAACUGCUCGAGUUUUAGCAAAAGCUGCCCUACGAGGUCGUAUUGAUUGGUUGAAAGGUCUGAAAGAAAACGUAGUUCUGGGGGGGAUUAUACCUGUUGGUACCGGAUUCCAAAAAUUUGUGCAUCGUUCCCCACAAGACAAGAACCUUUAUUUAGAAAUUCAAAAAAAAAAUCUAUUCGCGUCGGAAAUGAGAGAUAUUUUGUUUCUCCAUACAGAAUUAGUUUCUUCUGAUUCUGACGUAACAAACAAUUUCUAUGAAACAUCAGAGACCCCGUUUACCCCUAUUUAUACGAUUUAAGUAUACAUAAAGCAAUUUUUUUUACUUUAAUUUAAACUAUACUUUUGACCUUAGAAUGCUAACAGGUCUGAUUUUCGAUUUUGUACUUAAAUUUAAAUUGUAUUUUAAUAAGUAAAAGAAGUCAGUUAAUUCAUUAAGGCUAUGUUUAUACCGUGUAUCAAUGGUCAAGAAGGUUCCAUUGGAACAAUUAUUAUUUAUUUCAAGCUAUUUCGGCUCUUUCUUAAUCUUCAAAAAGAAAUGAAUUCCGUAAUGGUAACACGAAAAAAGAAAAAAAAAGGAAGUGUGGAAAAAAUGACAAGAAGAUAUUGGAACAUCAAUUUGAAAGAGAUGAUAGAAGCGGGAGUUCAUUUUGGUCAUGGUAUUAAGAAAUGGAAUCCCAAAAUGGCCCCUUACAUCUCGGCAAAGCGUAAAGGUACUCAUAUUACAAAUCUUGCUAGAACAGCUCGUUUUUUAUCAGAAGCUUGUGAUUUAGUUUUUGAUGCAGCAAGUCAGGGAAAAAGCUUCUUAAUUGUUGGUACCAAAAAAAGAGCAGCGGAUUUAGUAGCAUCAGCUGCAAUAAGGUCUCGUUGUCAUUAUGUUAAUAAAAAGUGGUUCAGCGGUAUGUUAACGAAUUGGUCGAUUACCAAAACUAGACUUUCUCAAUUUAGAGACUUAAGAGCAGAAGAAAAAAUGGGAAAAUUCCACCAUCUCCCAAAAAGAGAUGCGGCAAUCUUAAAGAGAAAAUUAUCUACCUUGCAAAGAUAUCUCGGCGGGAUCAAAUAUAUGACGAGGUUGCCUGACAUUGUGAUCGUCCUUGAUCAGCAAAAAGAGUAUAUAGCUCUUCAGGAAUGUGCCAUUUUGGGGAUUCCUACUAUUUCUUUAGUCGAUACAAAUUGUGACCCAGAUCUUGCGAAUAUAUCGAUUCCUGCCAACGAUGACACUAUGACUUCAAUUCGAUUAAUUCUUAACAAAUUAGUAUUUGCAAUUUCUGAGGGCCGUUCUCUCUAUAUAAGAAAUCGUUGAUUAAGAAGAAUAGUGAAUUCUUGAGCAACUGCGUAGAUUUAUAGGAUUAAUUACUAUUCUUUUUUGUUUUGCAUAGAUAAAAGAAGGGAAAUAUUGAUAUAUAUUAGAGGGUAUUGAUAUAUAUUAUGAUCUGAUGUGAUUUCUUGGUAUAUUAAAUAUAAGAUUAAUACUUCAAGUUGCUGAGUUGAGAAAGAGAUGCUUGAAUCAAAAGAAUUCCUUUUUUGAAGUUCAAUUUUUAUCAGAGGACAAUAUGAAUAUUACACCAUGUUCCAUUAAAACACUCAAGGGGUUAUAUGAUAUAUCGGGUGUAGAAGUAGGGCAACACUUCUAUUGGCAAAUAGGAGGUUUCCAAAUUCAUGCCCAAGUACUCAUCACUUCUUGGGUCGUAAUUACUAUUUUGCUAGGUUCAGUUAUCAUAGCUGUUCGGAAUCCACAAACCAUCCCGACCGAUGGUCAGAAUUUCUUCGAAUAUGUCCUUGAGUUUAUUCGAGACUUGAGCAAAACUCAGAUUGGAGAAGAAUAUGGUCCCUGGGUUCCCUUUAUUGGAACUAUGUUCCUUUUUAUUUUUGUUUCGAAUUGGUCAGGUGCUCUUUUACCUUGGAAAAUUAUAGAGUUACCCCAUGGGGAAUUAGCAGCGCCCACGAAUGAUAUAAAUACUACUGUUGCUUUAGCUUUACUAACAUCAGCGGCAUAUUUUUAUGCGGGUCUUAGCAAAAAAGGAUUGAGUUAUUUCGAAAAAUAUAUUAAACCAACCCCAAUCCUUUUACCUAUUAACAUCCUAGAAGAUUUCACAAAACCAUUAUCACUUAGUUUUCGACUUUUCGGAAAUAUAUUGGCGGAUGAAUUAGUCGUUGUUGUUCUUGUUUCUUUAGUCCCCUUAGUAGUCCCUAUACCGGUCAUGUUUCUUGGAUUAUUUACAAGCGGUAUUCAAGCUCUUAUUUUUGCAACGUUAGCCGCAGCCUAUAUAGGUGAAUCCAUGGAAGGUCAUCAUUGAAUUAACUAGUUUUUGAAAUAGUCUUUCUUUUUUUAGCUUAGCCCAAUUCAUGCAUGAUUCCGGAUAAUCCUCUUAGUUGGAAAACUAAAUAGUUCGAAAGGCGUAUGAAUAUACAACCUAGAGUUGUAGGAGAGAGAAUAGACUAUAUUAUGGAAGAGGUAAAGUAUAUAUGCAUUCAGGGGGGCCAAGUCAGGUUAGAUCUAUAUCUUUAAUGCCUAUAAGACAGUCAUCUUUUGUGUGGCUUUCUAAAGAAUGAUUUUAGAAUCGGAUUCAAUAGAAAAUGAGAAAAUAGGCAAACAAAAUAGAAGAAACAAAUGUAUAUGGGAUUUUUUUUAUUCCUAAGUUAGAUUCAUUAUCUAAUCCGAUAUAUAGAAUUCCCUUCUAUAUGGAACUGGAUUCCAUAUCUAGUUCUAUGCAGCAUAUUGUUAUCAAUUGUAUAUCUUGAUUUGAUUCCUAUUGGAUUUGGAUUAGUUCGAUUUCAAUAGGGGUUCUUCCUGUAUUUCGUCUUUUAUUAUGUUAGAUGAAGGGGAAAAAAUGGGAACUCAAAGAUAUCGAAGAGUAAAAAAAAGGAUGGAAUAAAAGAGUGAUUGGUUGAAAAGAAAGAGAAAUAGAAUAAUGAGAAUCAUAUGGAUUUACACAAACCUCUAAUGAUUAGAAACUAAAAACGAGAUCUCGAAGUAAUUCGAACGAUUUCGAUUAUCAUUUAUUUGUACUUAUUAGUUACUUCUACCCGAUAGAGCUUAGAAGUUGGAAGUAAUAAUUUCUUGGUUGAUUGUAUCCUUAACCAUUUCUUUUUUUUUGACACGAGGAACUCAUCAUGAAUCCACUAAUUGCUGCUGCUUCCGUUAUUGCUGCUGGAUUGGCCGUAGGGCUUGCUUCUAUUGGGCCCGGAGUUGGUCAAGGUACUGCUGCAGGACAAGCUGUAGAAGGUAUUGCGAGACAGCCAGAAGCAGAAGGUAAAAUAAGAGGUACUUUAUUGCUUAGUCUAGCUUUUAUGGAAGCUUUAACAAUUUAUGGACUG